Messenger RNA from Ooceraea biroi (clonal raider ant), 3029 nucleotides. Its product is annotated as monoacylglycerol lipase ABHD12. Gene Ontology annotation, cellular component: endoplasmic reticulum membrane. The record is from RefSeq and is a predicted model, not a curated record. Gene Ontology annotation, biological process: monoacylglycerol catabolic process; phosphatidylserine catabolic process. NCBI's taxonomy places the organism in Eukaryota, Metazoa, Arthropoda, Insecta, Hymenoptera, Formicidae. Gene Ontology annotation, molecular function: phosphatidylcholine lysophospholipase A1 activity; monoacylglycerol lipase activity.
CUUUUAUUGAGAACCGACGCUGCUGAAACGUCAGUUGAUCCGCGCUUUUCAACUGUUGGACCGUCGCUGAGUAUUUAGACGGAGUACUAGUACAACAAAGACAAGUGCGAUGAGGCGUCUCGUUUAGACACGGAGUCACUGGGUCGUGUUGUAUACCUCGUGCAACGUAAAACGCGACGCGUAAAGCAGAUCAGCACGAGAUCGGAAAUGUUCUCUGUCGCGACGUCGCGCGAACGUCACACGUAGAAAGUGUAAUUAUAUAAAUAAUCCCUCCGAGCCCGUCGACGGGGUAGGCUCGCGACAGUCACGUCUGGCGAUAAUAUUCGUUUGGUAAUUCGUGAUAAUGGUAUAUUGGCUGCCGAGGAAACGUUUCGUGAGAAGGUACACGUCCGCGUCACCCACAUCUGCAUGUGUUGUAGGCGUUAUUUCCUUGUUGCGGAGUCUCUGCCCCUUUCUGCUCGAAUCUAACAGAUUUCCUCUAGUCGAUAGACCUAACACCCUUUUACAGACACACGGACGUUAUUCGAUUGAAAAUCAGAGUGUUUGCAUUAAUUAUGUUUAUACUUGUGCUCAUUAUCUCUAUAGUCAGAUACGUGAUUGCUCAUGAAUAUUGAAUAAGCAGUACAUAAAUGUUUGACAAAUGUAUUAUAUACAGUUCGUACAGAAAGAAGAUCGUUUGUCUGUGUAAAUGAAAGCAAUUAGAAACAUUAAUCUGUUGCAUAAUUGAAUAAUGUAUAAAAGUAAACUUUGUCGAAUUCAUGUGUUAUGAAUUUUGAGAUGUUCGAAUGACGUUAAAGAUAUACAUUUCUGUUCAAAAGUUUUCUACGUUUGUAUCAUUUUAUGUGUCUUAUAUUUAUUUCUACAUGUACAAUAUAAAUGAAAUGAAAAAUUUAGUUUAGAUGAAAGUUACAUGUAAAAGGUACACUUAUCGUAUAACAUUAAAAUAACUGAAAUAAAGCGUUUAAAGUUUCUUUCAUACAUAUACAGAACAUAAUUUAUAAUAUAUAAGUGGCAUACAAUAAAUAAUUAAUAUUUGAACACACCAUUGUACUUUCUUGUAAUAAUUUUAAUUGUUUCACAUCGUUAUUGAACGUAAUGACAAUAACAACUUCGUACAACAAGUUUGUGGAAUUAAAUUUGGUCAAAGCAAGGACUUGUGACGAAAAAGAUACUUUACGCAACUGAUAGCUACUAACAGUCAUGAUGUCGAUUUACCUACUAUUAGCGGUAAUGGUGCCACUCGCCAUCCUUGAGAUUUGGUACACAGGAAUAUGUUUAAUUUGGGCUGUGAAGGUAUCUGCAUUGACAUACCUCAUUGUAUUUGGGAUACUGCCUAUAAUUUUUCAUUAUUCCUAUUACUUCCAAAGGAAAAUACUUUUCUUAAAUUUCGUAUAUUGGCCUUUUAAAACAGAUUUUUCUGAUAUGAAGUCUGCUGGAUUGGAAGGUGCUAGAAAUUUUUAUUUAUGUACUGAUCAACAAGUGAAACUAGGAGCAUGGCAGAUGUUACCACGGUCUUUAUUAAAUAAUUCCAUUCCUACAACAGAUGAGGCUUACGAAGCAGCUUUAAGUAACGCCAAGCAACCUGUGUUCCUGUACAUGCAUGGAAACAGUGGUAACAGAGCAAGUGCGCAUAGACUUGAGUUGUACAAACUUUUCCAGGACAUGGAUUAUCAUGUUAUAUGUUUUGAUUAUAGAAGUUAUGGCGAUAGUGAUAUAGUUGAAUUGUCCGAAGCGGGCGUAGUUGCCGACAGCAAAUAUGUUGUGGAGUGGGUGUUAAAAAAAGUUAAUGGUUCAGCACCAGUUUUUGUGUGGGGUCACUCUUUGGGAACGGGAGUUUCCACACAUGUAUUAGCUUUGCUAGCAGCUGAAAAUGUACAACCAACGGGGUUAUUUUUGGAAGCCCCGUUUAAUAACAUAGCAGACGAGUUAACGGAACAUCCAUUGGCACAGUUAUUCAAACAUUUACCAUGGUUUCACUGGAUUAUUGUUGAACCCUUUUAUAAAAAUAAUUUGCGAUUUGAAUCUGACAAGCAUAUAUCUAACAUCAAGUGCCCUAUAAGGAUAUUACAUGCUGAAGAUGACGGUGUGAUCCCAUUCUUCUUGGCAGAAAAGCUUUAUCAAGCAGCGCUAAGCAACUUUGGAAAUGAUACAAAACAAGUAGAAAUGACCAAAAUAAAUUCAUCCUAUGGACUGGGACAUAAAUAUAUCUGUAGAUACAAGGAAUUACCUGAUAUAAUUAGGACAUUUGUUGCAAAAGCGCAUCAAGGAAAUCACACUCUAGGUUAGAAUGAAAUUCAAAAUUAUCUCAAUGUCUAAUUUUAGUGAAGAAUUAAAAUUUGAUUUAGAUAUCUAAAGCAAAAUGUUUUUAGAAUUAUAAAAAAAGAAAUAUUUUGAAAUAUCUCACUUUUACAAACUCUUAAUAUUCUUGUAAAUAUUUUUUGUCUUUGAUAGACUUUUGCGGUAAAUUCCGUGAGCCUUAUACUAAACUUAUCAAAAAUUUAACAUUCAAUGUCAUAAUAUACUGUUACGAUUACACGCUCAAUUUGCAACAUUGCAACACUUCAAUUUUGCACUCAAACUUCGUUGUAAUAUAAAAUUUCUUUAAAUUUAACGAAAUUUGAGACUUCGAUUUCAAUUUAAGUUAUUUAUACAUGAUAUAUAUAUAUAUAUAUAUAAAAAUAUAUAUGCGUGUAACAUUUUUAUAGAAUUAGCGAACAUGACAUCCUCUAUAUGUUAUGAAUAAAUAUAUUCAAGAAAUCGUCGUGAGAAAAAUAUGUGUUAAAAUGUGGAAAUCCGUUGAUUGUAAUCACCGACAAUAUUGUGACCGCUCUAUAUACACGUAUAAUUGUGAUGUAAUUUUAUGUGACUACGUAGGCACACAGAGACUAUAAGGUUGUGCUGCGAGGCGUUUUCUCGAAACUAAAAAAAAAAAGGAAACUCAACUUUUGUCUCGAUUAUUCCAACGACUGUAUCGCAAAAGUACGCACACAUACAAGCUAGUGCGAGCAAUAAAAUAUUGUGUACAAAAC